GCUCGUUCCUGUUCCAGGGGGAGCCGGACCCCGGGGGGGGCGACCCAGAGCACCCCCUCUCCGAGUACCCCUGGUUCCACGGCACCUUGUCCCGGCUGAAGGCUGCCCAGCUGGUCCUGGCUGGCGGCCCCAGCAGCCAUGGUGUCUUCCUGGUGCGACAGAGCGAGACCCGGCGUGGGGAGUACGUGCUGACCUUCAAUUUCCAGGGCAAGGCCAAGCACCUGCGCCUGUCGCUGAACGAGGAUGGGCAGUGCCGCGUGCAGCACCUCUGGUUCCAGACCAUCUUCGACAUGCUGGAGCACUUCCGAGUGCACCCCAUCCCGCUGGAGUCGGGCGGCUCCAGCGACGUCACCCUGGUUAGCUAUGUGGUGGCCUCGCAGCGGCUGCAUGGCAGGGACAGGGCGGGCAGCCGAGCCGCCGCCUGUGAGCCGACCCAGCGCAGCCCUGACUCGCCCGGCCUCGUCUCCAUCGGCGCGAAUGACUGUUUAGCCGAUCACCUCCCAUAGCCGGCCCCCCCUGCCCCCAUCCUGGCACGCGGCUCCGGAGGGGGGGCCCCUGCAGCCCCCUUGGCUCAUCCCCGAAGCCCCAGCCCCCGGCAACCCCUCCCUGCCGGAGGAGGAGGAGGAAGGGGGCACCACAGGGGACCCGGAGGACGGGGCCACGGGGCGGCUCCUGCAGCUCCAGGCUGAGGAGCCAGAGGGAGACACGGGGCAUGCCCGGGCCGUCAACAACCAGUACUCCUUCGUCUGAGCCACGUUGGGGGUGGGGCAGCCCCACUGAGCACCCCAGGGCCCUGCCUCAAGGGAGCCCCAGCCCCACUGUAUGCCCCCGGGCCCCGUGAGAGGGGGGCCAGCCCCCUUGAAUCAGCUUCCCAACCUCCCACCUUACAUGUGAUCAUUGAGCCUCUCCCCUCCCCACAAGAUUGGCCUCAGCGGUACAGAGCCCAUUGGGGCAGGAAGGUACGUCGCCCCCCCAUUGGCAGAGGGGCUGGGCACCGAAACACUACAGGGCAGGGCCUCUAGAGCACUACGGGGAGUAAGGGACUGGUCUUCUCCAGGCCAGGGGGGCCUGUCCCUUCCCCCCCCCCCCCCCGGCUCCGCACGCUGUCACUGAAUGUAUCGAGUCUCCGAAUGUAUUCUCAUGCAUCCCCCAGUGUGACCUCUGACCCCAGGGCGUUCAGCCCCCUUCUGGCCCUGUCCUCCCUCCUCCCAUCCCAAAGCAACAUAUUUAUACACCUCCCGGAGCCAGCCUAGGGCUACGGGCCAGGCCCUCACACCCCACGUUCGACUGGCCGCACCUUACGGACCCCCCCAGUAAAUUAAAGAGAAGAUACUAUAUAUGUCUGUCCCCUCGUAUGUCCCCCAACCUGUGCGCUGCCCCCAUCUGUUCUCUCCUCCCUGCCUAGUCUCACCCUGCACAGCAGUGCCCCUCGCCCUCCACGGCGCACCCUCCUCGCCCCCUUUCAAAAUUAUUUUUCUACUGUGGAGUAGUUAGACUAUCCUCCCCCGACCCAGCCUUGGACCCGACCCCACCCCAGCCCCCGACUCCGCCGUGUCUGGUUUUUAGUUGGCCGGGGUCCGUUUGUUGGUUUUUUGUUCAUUUUUUUGGUGUUUGUACGAACCUCGUUCACCUUUUAAAGAAAAAGAGGGAAAGAAAAGCUCGAAUGCA
Terrapene triunguis (Three-toed box turtle) is the source of this 1668-nucleotide messenger RNA. Its product is annotated as SH2B adapter protein 1-like. NCBI's taxonomy places the organism in Eukaryota, Metazoa, Chordata, Testudines, Emydidae. Gene Ontology annotation, cellular component: plasma membrane. The transcript is spliced from 4 exons. The record is from RefSeq and is a predicted model, not a curated record. Gene Ontology annotation, biological process: intracellular signal transduction. The annotation marks the transcript as partial. Gene Ontology annotation, molecular function: transmembrane receptor protein tyrosine kinase adaptor activity.